ACCGAGGCCAUGUUCUUGAUUUCACUUCUCUUUUUGUUGCUCUCACCUGCCUCAAUUUUCGCCAAAAACGUGCCGCGACUCGACAACGCCAAGAACCACGAUCAGCGUAUUGUCAAUCUCUCGUAUACUGGCUUCGGCAGCGCAACGAUCACAUUCAAAGACUCACGAGAAAACGAGAUAUUCGACUACGCCAUUGUCACGAAAUACACCACCUAUCACCCAAAUAUCCUCACCAAUGCUCUAGUGGCCAACGGCUACAAGACUACCAUGCUCGAAAGUGGUAGACUAUGUGGCUGGACGAAAGUUAAAUCCGUGUAUAGAACGCUGGGUAUGGACUUCCGCAACCAUCGUGGCGAUAUCUACUGGAAAUAUAGUGACUCAAUCCACAUACCAUCGUCCAUGAGUCAAGCACCCAGCGAGGACAUUAUCAACGACAUCACAAACAUCCUCAUCCGUAACCCGCCUGCUGGAGACGUCUACUUGCUUUGCACAAUUAUCCUCGCGUGGACAACCAGCCUACUAGGCUACAUGCUCUUCAUGAUACUGCUUAUGGCCUGCAUCAAGAAGUUUGAUCGGAACACGAACAGGUCAAAGGAUACUGAGGUCGACGAGGGUAUCGAGCUCGACUCAAUGGAGAUACCUAAUUACGACAGUCUGUCGGAGACCGUCAUCGGAGCAACGCCAUUCGAGGAUGUCAAAUACACCUAUACCAGCCCUCAGUCUGGUCGCACUCCUUCCACAGGCUCGAUGCGCUCAGAUCUCCUCCCCACGUACUCGCGGGAAGAAACCAGACAUGGGUCGACAUUCGACAAUAUCCGGAUAGGCUAAUACUUUCUGGUGGUGGUUUAGUGGGGUCGUUUGCUCGUUUCACGUCGUUUCAGGGGUCGCGACUUUUCGUUUGCAUGGUCUGAAAGAAGGACGAGUUUGUUAUGUCGCAUUCGAGCAUGCUGUUAUGGUUUUGUGUAUGGCAAACCUACGUUUGUUUGGUUUCUCAUACUUCCUAUCCUUGUGACUGUUUUUAACUUGUCCUUGUUGUCCUUG
Molecule: messenger RNA, 1041 nt
Organism: Alternaria alternata
Lineage: Eukaryota; Fungi; Ascomycota; Dothideomycetes; Pleosporales; Pleosporaceae
Exons: 1
Coding region: 10-828 (272 amino acids)
Source: RefSeq, a predicted model, not a curated record